Molecule: messenger RNA, 978 nt
Organism: Psylliodes chrysocephalus
Lineage: Eukaryota; Metazoa; Arthropoda; Insecta; Coleoptera; Chrysomelidae
Source: the annotation of a GenBank genome assembly
AUGAUAUUAACCAACACUGAACGAUCAAAAAUGACUUCAAGAGUUUCAGGUGAUAAUUGCACACAGUGCCAAGAAAUAAGUUCUACCUCAGAUUUGUUUUCUUGCCCUUUUGAAUCGAGAUUCCCAUUAAGGGGCAGACGAUCUUACAGAAGGUCCCUUCGACCCAUCCCUAAUCCCGUACUAUCCAGAGAAAUGUUUAACCUUGUAAAUCUAACCAGGAGAGGUGUACAAUUAAGGGAUUCAAUUUCAACAAGAACUGCCACUAUAUCGGUUAUAGUAAUAUUUUUGUCAUCCUUAUUUGCUUUGUUUCUAGUCUAUAGCAAUUUUCCACAGGUAUCCAAAGAAGAAAGUCAACAUAUAAGAAUUCCAUGGAAUAUUGAAGAUGCUAAAAAUCUUGGUAUCGUCUUAAAUAAAUACAAAAGUGAAAAUUAUUAUCAAGUGAUGGCAGGAGUUUUUAUAACUUACAUAUUCCUUCAAACGUUCGCCAUUCCAGGAUCCCUAUUCCUAUCAAUCCUCUCAGGUUUUCUAUUCCCCUUCUUCACAGCCCUCGCCUUAGUCUGCACCUGCUCAAUGGUCGGAGCAUCGCUCUGCUUCCUCCUUUCCCAACUCCUCGGUAGAAAGCUAGUCCUCCACUACUACCCUGAAAAAGCGGAAGCGUGGGCCAGACAAGUGGAGAGGCAUCAGUCCAACAUGUUCAAUUACAUCGUGUUCCUCAGGGUGACGCCGUUUUUGCCGAAUUGGUUCAUCAAUUUGACCGCGCCAGUUAUCGGAGUGCCUUUGUAUCCGUUCGCGUUCGGAACGUUCGUUGGGGUGGCGCCACCGUCCUUUAUCGCCAUACAGGGCGGACAGACUUUGAACGAGAUGACCGCCAGUGAUGCAGCCUUCAGUAUGUCCUCUGUGAUGUGGUUGAUUCUGUUCGGGUUCGUGUCGCUGAUACCGAUAUUUUUGAAGGGGAAGUUGAGGGAGAAAAUUGAGUGA